CUGCAAAAACCAGGGUGUUAAAUAUUCAACACCAGCAUGGAAUAGAAAAAUAUCAACACCCUUGGUGUUCAUUUCAUGUCCGAUUGGCGAAAAAUAACACCAACGGUGUGAAAAUAUUCAAUUACAGGCUGAUGGUGUCAUAUUUGGUGUUAUAAAAUCGCACAUGCGCAUAAGCUAGAGAAUUCGACGAAAAUCAUUGGACGAAAGUUGUCAUAUGAUCCGAUAUGCGCCUCUGCAGCUGCGCGCGCACAGCUAGACGAGAGCGCGCAUGUGGCUAGAGAAUUUCACUGGCACUGACUUGAAGUCUUGAUUCUGGAGUAGUAAUUCUUCAAAUUAGGCCUAGAUUCUAGAUGUGAAGUGAUCGAAGUGCAUGCAACCAUGCCAUUAAGCGUCAGGGUCUGUUCAGCGGAUCGAAGUAUUAGAAAAUACCUGCCUAUAGAUCCAGAAGACACAGUAGGAUUCUUUGAACUCAUCAGAAGAAAAUUCCACAUAAGGGAUGGGGAAGAUCUCGUACUUGUGGAUGAACAAGAAGGGUUUGGUAUAGACGAUGACGUACUAGGAGAUGUGGUGACCAGCAAUCCCACAGUCAGCCUCAUGGUGCUAAAAGAAGAUGAAGAAUGGUCUGGUUCAGAUGUACAUAGCAUCACAAGUGCAGACACUAUCAAGGUGGAUACCAGCUCCUCUUCCCUGAGUAGCUCAGAAUCUGAUUCAAGUUUUUGCUCCAGUAGAAAGAGGCCACGAUUAAAUGCCCUCAGUGAAUCAGGUGCAAUCACUGACAACUCUUGUGAGUUUGUACAAGAAAUUUUGCGGCACAGAGGUGAUGCCAUUCUCCGAGAGUAUGAAUUGACUGGAGCACUUCAAGAUAAAACUAGACGGCAGAUGAUUAACCUUUUGGUAGCCCACAUGCAAGAACACUAUGGCAAACAUCCAAAAGCAGCUAUGAAAACCAAAUAUGCCAUGGGGAUAGUGAAUCUGUUUCCAAGACUCAAGGAUCCGUUUACUAGCACAGGUCAUGAAGCUUAUUUUGAUGCAAGAAGUAACACGGGAUUCCUGGCUGCUAGAAUAAAAAAUGUUAACCGCACAACAGAGGAGAAGACAUCCAACCCAUUACCCAAGCCAUCAAGCAGAGAUGGUGGUCCUGGGAAGGUCCGAGAAGGUGACCAAGAAUCUGCUCCAGGCUGCACCUAUGAUGAAGACCUCAACUGGUUACGACACUGUCCAACAUUAGAACGUGAUUCUACCCUGGUUGUUGAAAAGAUGAAAUCCACUUUUCCUGUUAGACAGCAUAUGGUCAGGGACGGACGCUCCGCAUCGGAUAUUUUGGAACAGUUUCCUUUUGAAACUGUUCCAGGUUUGAUUGAGGUAGAUUUUCGGAAACUUUUUCCUGAAAAUCACUCGCGUUUCCUGACCAAAUGGCCCGAGUUGAAGCCCAAGGUUGUUACACUUGCAAGACAACUUCUGAAGCAGAAAGGAAACUUGACAGUGAUGGAGCUUCUGUCAUCUUAUGACAGUUCUGAUCAAAAUAAAGAAGGAUGGAAUUCCAGCACAUCUGCUAUCCUCCUCCUCUUGUGCCUAUUGCCUCCUGCAAGCCAAGGGAAGUCCAAAGCUGCGUCUGCAAAAGUGUCCAUUUCUUCAGCUCUCUCGAGGGUUAUUCAAUUUCAGAAGACAGGAGGGAGUAUUCAAGCAUUCCUCGACAACACAAAAGAGACCAAGAGUCAACCGUUCCUUCUGGCAAUUGGCAAUUCCAAGGCCCGAAUCACCAACUACAUGAUCAUUGUGGAUCACAAGGCCAUUCCAUGUUCGGCACGCACGGUCGAAGCAGCAGUAGAUUUACUCUUCAAGACCCACUUUGUCUUUGGCCUGCAGUACUGCUUGUCUCUGCGGCAGUUCUGGACUUUUGUCCAGACUGCCAUUUUUGAAAUCGAUAUCGGAGUGUCCCGGGAAACACCAAGAGUACGUGAAAUUAGAUCGAAAUUGUUAGCACCAUGAUUUGCUUCAAAUGCCACAAACAGUUUGCAAUACCCAAAUUGGUUCAACAUUUGAGAUUGAAACAUGGAGUUAUUGAAGAUGGUAAAGAAGUAUUGACCUGUGGGCAGGGAGCUUGUGCGAGAACAUUUCAUACUUUUCGAGGAUUUCGGGGACAUUUGCAGACUCACCUUAAAACCGAUUUUCCAGAUAAUAAAGAGCAGUCUAAUGAAAAUGAUAAAGUGAGUGACUUUCCUGAAGAAAGUCUUGAAAGUCUUCAAGAAUACAAUAUUAAUAAUGAUGAGAUUGUUGAAGAUCAGGAUGUAUAUGAAGAUGACAUUUUAUCUGUAGAUACCUUGAACAGGCAGUGUGUAAAUGUAAUUUCAAAAUUUUCAGCAAAUAGUGCAAACUCUGGAAAAGUUGUAAAUGAUGUAGUAGAAACAACCAGUGCGAUUGUAGGUGAUGUAGUAAAAAGUGCAUCGGCAGCCGUUACAGCUGCUUUCUUAAAACAUAAGCUGCCUAUAGAAUCCGAGGCUUAUAAGGAGAUUCAAACACAUUUUGCUAUGCUUGAAAAGCCCUUUGAAAAUUUGAAUUCAGAAUAUAAGCGGACAAAGUAUUGUGAAUCAAUUGGACUUGUUGAACCACAAGAAAUCAAGUUAGGCAUCCGAUAUGAUAGUCGUCUCAAUAAAAGAACUAAGCAGUAUGAACAGAUUGCUAUUGAAGAUACAUUUGUUUACGUUCCCAUUUUAGAUUCUUUGAAGCAGCUUUUAAGCAAUAAAGAUAUAUUGCAUUUUGCUACUCAUGACCAUAAGAGCACAGAUGGUGUAAUGAGAGAUUAUUGUGAUGGUUCACAAUUUGAGAAAACCCCUCUUUUCCAUGAAGAUGAGAAUGCCCUCCAAAUUCACUGUUUUUAUGAUGAUUUCGAGACUGUGAACCCCAUUGGUUCAAAAACAAAAAUUCACAAGAUAGGUGCUUUAUA
Molecule: messenger RNA, 2944 nt
Organism: Strongylocentrotus purpuratus (purple sea urchin)
Lineage: Eukaryota; Metazoa; Echinodermata; Echinoidea; Camarodonta; Strongylocentrotidae
Exons: 9
Coding region: 379-1989 (536 amino acids)
Source: RefSeq, a predicted model, not a curated record